Aspergillus aculeatinus CBS 121060 is the source of this 1917-nucleotide messenger RNA. Its product is annotated as putative GABA permease. NCBI's taxonomy places the organism in Eukaryota, Fungi, Ascomycota, Eurotiomycetes, Eurotiales, Aspergillaceae. The transcript is spliced from 5 exons. Bases 249 to 1856 code for a protein of 535 amino acids. Gene Ontology annotation, molecular function: transmembrane transporter activity. Gene Ontology annotation, cellular component: membrane. The record is from RefSeq and is a predicted model, not a curated record. Gene Ontology annotation, biological process: transmembrane transport; amino acid transport.
CGAGAACCUUCUCUUUUGGGUUAAAUUGCAGCCACCUGCCGGUUAUCUUAUCGCCCCCCGAUUAUCGCUUCCCCAGUUUCAUCGGCAUUGGUCAAGUAUCUACCAAGUUCUUAGUGAAACAGGCGGCAAUUGCAGCCCUAAUGCUGUCUCAACAUCGUGCUUGCCGGUUGAUAAAUAGGUAGCUCUGCUACGCUCAUCCCUGAGUGACUAGCUGCUCCUGUUGACUACAUCCACAAAGCAUAGUGAAGAUGCUUCCACAAGAUGAUGAGAUUCAGCAGAUUCCCCCUGCAUCGGCGGGGGAAGAUGUUCGUUUGGAGCAUUUAGGAUACGAACAAGAGCUCAAACGGUCCUUCGGGCUGCUGGGUAUGAUCGGUUUCAGUUUCAGUGUAGUCACCUCCUGGACGGCGCUUAGCGGUGUCUUUAUCGUGGGAGUGACCUCGGGUGGUCCACCUGUCAUGGUUUUCAGUUUCAUUGGAGUCAGCCUGCUCACCCUUGCCGUUGCCAUCCCCAUGGCGGAAAUGUGUUCGAUGUAUCCAGUGGCAGGAGGUCAAUACUCGUGGGUUGCGGCAUUAGCACCUCCGAAGAUCGCCCGGGGGCUGUCAUAUGUAACCGGCUGGUUCAUGCUUAUAGGCCUCCUUGCGAUGGGCGCGACCAACAACUCUAUCGCCGCCCAGUUUGUCCUCGGGAUGGCCAACCUCGUCUUCCCGUCCUAUGAAAUCCAACGCUGGCAAACGGUGCUGGUCGCCUAUCUCGUUGCCCUCCUGGCUGCGGCCAUCAACAUCUGGGGCCCGCACCUCCUCAACCGCCUCGCGCGCUUUAUUCUGAUUUGGAACAUUGGCGCCUUCUUCAUCACAAUCAUCGUUCUCCUCGCGACCAACGACCACAAACAACCCGCCUCGUUCGUCUUCGUGAACUUUCAAAACACCACGGGCUGGGACAAAGCGAUGGCCGCAAUCGUUGGCAUCCUGCAGGCCUGCUUCGGGAUGUGCUGCUAUGACGCGCCCUCCCACAUGACGGAAGAGAUGAAAUCGGCCUCCAAGCAGGCGCCGCAGGCGAUUAUCAUGAGUGUGGUGCUGGGCGCCGUCACCGGGUUUGCGUUCCUGCUGGUGCUCUGCUUUUGCAUCGGCGACAUCACCGCGACUGCCAACUCGGCCACGGGCGUCCCGGUCAUCCAGAUCUUCUAUGAUUCAACCGGCAGCAAGGCUGCCGCCUGUGUGCUGGCCAGCAUGAUCGCCGUGAUCGUCAUCGUGGCGGGCAACAACAUCCUGGCUGAGGGCUCGCGCUGCGUUUACGCCUUCGCCCGCGACCACGGCCUCCCUUGCAGCACAUGGCUGGCCAAGGUGGACAAGAAGAGACAAGUCCCGGUGAACGCUGUAUUGUUGACGCUCGUCGUGCAGCUGGCGCUGGACGCGAUUGAUUUCGGGACGAGUACUGGCUUUGAGACGGUGAUUGCUAUUUCCACUGAAGGGUUCUACCUUUCCUACGCCACCGCCCUCGCCAGCCGCCUCCUAGGCUACAUAACCUCCCACCAGAAGACAAUGACCGGCCCCUUUGCCCUGCCCUCCUCUCUCUCCAUCGCUCUCAACGUCCUCGGCCUGCUCUUCCUCCUGUUCGCCUCCAUCACCUUCAACUUCCCCACCACCUACCCGGUCACCGACGAUUCGAUGAACUACACCAGCGCGGCUAUCGGAGUCAUCGCGCUGAUCGCCCUGGGGACGUGGGUGAGCACCGGGCGGAAGAACUUCACGGGGCCUGCGGGGGGUGCCGCCUCGCAGGGUAUGGUGGUUGAGACCGGGAAGGUUGUGGAGGAUGUGGAGCCAGAGGGGAUCUCGGCGGAAAUGGAGAAGAAGGGAUGAACUUUUGCGUAUGGUACAUGAGUCAUUGUUUGAGUAUCUAUGUGAAACUUUCGAUGAGAAU